This is a messenger RNA of Chinchilla lanigera (long-tailed chinchilla), 758 nucleotides long. RefSeq names its product parathymosin (gene Ptms). Gene Ontology annotation, molecular function: histone binding. The record is from RefSeq and is a predicted model, not a curated record. Gene Ontology annotation, cellular component: nucleus. Gene Ontology annotation, biological process: negative regulation of apoptotic process; positive regulation of transcription by RNA polymerase II. Lineage: Eukaryota; Metazoa; Chordata; Mammalia; Rodentia; Chinchillidae.
GACCUGAAGGAGAAGAAGGAGAAGGUGGAGGAGAAGGCAAGCCGGAAAGAACGGAAGAAAGAAGUGGUGGAGGAAGAGGAGAACGGCGCUGAGGAGGAAGAGGAGGAAACUGCUGAGGAUGGAGAGGAAGAGGAUGACGGGGAUGAAGAAGAUGAGGAAGAAGAAGAAGAGGAUGACGAAGGGCCCGCGCUGAAGAGAGCUGCCGAAGAGGAGGAUGAAGCAGAUCCGAAGCGGCAGAAGACAGAAAAUGGGGCAUCGGCAUGAGCCCCUACCACGGGGCUGGGGGUGGGAGGUCCCUCGGGGUCUGGAGGUGGGGGUGGGAACAGACCAGUACAGCCACCUGUCACCUGGCUCCUUGCUCUGGGCUGUGCCCCAGAGCUGCCACCCUCUUCUUUCUUCCCAGCCCUCUCAUUUCUGCCUCUCCAGACACUGCCCUGCCCUCACUAUGCCAUCCCUCCACCUCCUGAGCUCCCCAGCUGGUCCCGUCCCCCCAUCCUUCCUUGCUCUCUUCUCCCUUCCCCCACUCAGCCUACCGUCCCUGUCCUGGGGUAGCCUCUCCCCUCUGCCCCCUGCAUCCCACAGCCUCACAUCCUAUCCAUCCCUCUCCUGCCUGAUCCCUGGGUCUCCCUCAGAUCCCCUCCUCUCAGACAGCGCCAGGCCGGGGUGGGGCCGGGGUUGGGGCCGAGCCCCACAGCUGCCCCCCUCCCCUCCCCUUUUUGUAUAAUUUAAUAAAGAAAUGGUCGCGCUUCUGUUUUUAA